Rotaria sp. Silwood1 is the source of this 246-nucleotide messenger RNA. Lineage: Eukaryota; Metazoa; Rotifera; Eurotatoria; Philodinida; Philodinidae. The record is from the annotation of a GenBank genome assembly.
AUGUCUACACAACAACAACGCAACACCGAUUCAUCAUUGAACAAUUUGCCAGAAAGAAAUGCCAGUAAAUCAGCAACUAACGGAGCUGCAGGUGGUUCGACUAAUGCCAUUGGUAGUGAGAAACGUAAAGAAGAUUCAAUUCCUAUAGGUAAUAACGAUACUAGUGCACAACACAAUGCUCCUAUCGACAAACAUGGCGAUACAUGGGGCGGUGGUAUUUCAGGACACAACAAGCAAUACCGAUAA